CCUGGGAAAUCGCGUCCGUUUUCUCGACGAGACUUGGCGAGCUUUCUACGGCGCAUGUCGCGCAAUGGAGACCUCCUUAGUGCAGCUCAUAGGCACAUCGAAACCACCAAGUACUUGGAAGCUGAUACAAGGAGUUCGCGUGCGUCCAUCCGCAGUCGUGAUCUCCUGCCUGGGGGCCAGUCACCCCUCGCCCGCGGUUGGCGGAGAUUAGGUCAGCCCAAGCCGCCCAUUCCCUGGCCGAAGCACCUACUGGCGCGAGCAGAGGCUCGGGUGAUGGAGCCGCCCCUGGAUCCCAUGAUGUGCCAGGAGCAGACAGCCAUCGCCCGCACCUUCAACGAUGAGCGCUUCCAGGAAUGGGAAGAGCGCCGGGCCAGAAAGCAGGUUGAAGAGCAGAAGCAGCUGGGGCUGGCUGUAGAGCUGGCGCAGGCCUCGGUCUUCGAUCAAGAGGCCCCGCUGCUGCUGCGCCUGCAGAAGAUGCUGGGCCGAGCGCGCAGCAGUAGCCGGAGCCGCAGCCGAGGCGCUACCAGCACGUCUGACGGGGAGAGCGAGGCGAGCGGCUCAGGUAGUUCCACUUCAGAGGAGUGUGAGGACUUGGAGGAGGAGAUCCGCCGGGCCCGUUUGGAGCUCGCGAGCCGGGACACUGCUAAGGCGGCUGCUCAGCCACCGGAGCCAGCGAGGUCCAUGGAGGAUCACAUUAAAUGGCUCGCGGAAAGCCGCGCGAAGCUGCAAGAGAAGCUGAAAGCGCACACGGAGGAGGAGCUGGCAGAAGCGGUCGACAACGACUGCGACAUUCCGGAGCCCGAGGGAGCCCCCGCUUUGCUGUAAAGCAGCAAAUUCGCAAAGCGAUUCUCAAGGAACAAGUUCAUGGCAGA
Molecule: messenger RNA, 872 nt
Organism: Effrenium voratum
Lineage: Eukaryota; Dinophyceae; Suessiales; Symbiodiniaceae
Source: the annotation of a GenBank genome assembly